GCGACACUACAUGAGAGGGAGGUUGGCCAGAUCCCUCCACCCUCAUUCUCCAGGGUGGGCGCUGGGGAAGAAAGGAGCCAAGUGCAUCACGGGCUUCCUGGGGCCACAGCCCCCAGCGCAGUUCCUAAUUCUGCUCGCACUCGGGCCUCAGGCUUGGUGGAGCUGGGCACCGGGGAGUUGGUGGCAGCGCUGAGAGGUCCCCACUGCCCUGUCAUGGCAUCUGCUCUCACUGUCCUCCUCCUCGCUAAAGAACAGGAGAAGCUGCCUACUUGGACUUUAGUGAUCCUGUGCACAUCAUUGUAGCAGGGGCCUGCACCGACAGCCCCUCUGCCUGGUCUCUGUCUCACAUCACUUAUCUAAGAACAGCAUCGGCAGUGACUCUACCUGAGAAGGCGGUUGGUCAGGUUCCUCCACCCUCAUGCUCCAGGAUUUGGCCUGGAGAUUGCAGAGAAACCAUCUGAUGAGGAGAAAGGGGCCGAGUGUAUCACGGGUUUUCUGGGGCUGCAGCCCCCAGUGCAGUUCCUCAUUCCGCUCGCACUCGGGCCUCAGACUUGGAGGUGCUCAGCACUGAGGCGUUUGUAGCAGCGCUGAGGGGGCCCCCACUGCCCCUGUCAUGGCAUCUGCUCUCACCGUCCUCCUCCUCGGCUGCUGGCUGGCCGGGCACAACAGGGUGUGGGGAGAGCCCAGCUACCCCAAACCCAGCAUCUCCCUGAGCCCCAGCGGGGGGGUCUCCCUAGGGGGAGUCGUGACCGUCUGGUGUCGGGGGCAGCUCCGGGGCGUGCGGUUCAUGCUGAAUAAAGAAGGACGCCAUUUCCCACCUGUGGAUUCGGCCGGGUUUGAGGUUGUGUUUCCCAUCAGCAAUGUGAGCCGGGAGCACGGCGGGAACUACAGCUGCUCCUAUCACAGCAGAUCGGAGCCGUUCACCGUGUCGUACCCCAGCGACCCCGUGGAGCUGGUGCUGAGAGAUCCCAGCUUACCCAGACCCUCCAUCUCUCUGAGCCCCACUGGGGUCACCGCCCCAGGGGCAGACGUCACCAUCCGGUGUCAGGGACAGCGCCGGAACGUGACGUUCUUCCUGCACAAGGCUGGAGACCUGAACCCGCAGCGACAUAUGGACCCUGCUGGGGAUGGGGCUGAGUUCCACAUCCCCACCGUGGGCCAUCAGCAUGGAGGGAGCUACAGCUGCAGCUACCGGCCCCAAUCAGAGCCCUUUGUCUCCUCAGAGCCCAGCAACCCCGUGCAGCUGGUGGUAGCAGAGCCCAGCUACCCCAAACCCAACAUCUCCCUGAGCCCCAGGGGGGUCUCCCUGGGGGGAGCCAUGGCUGUCCAGUGUUGGGGGCAGCGCCAGGGAAUGCGGUUCGUGCUGAAUAAAGAUGGACGCCAUUUCCAAGCUGUGAACUCGGACAGGUUUGAAGUUGUAUUUUCCAUCAACAUGUCUCGGGAGUACAGUGGGAACUACAGCUGCUCCUAUCACAGCAGAACGGAGCCGUUCGCCGUGUCGUACCCCAGCGACCCUGUGGAGCUGGUGGUGAGAGCAGCCCCCCUGGAUUUCACCAAUGCCAACAUCGCCCGCCUGGCGCUCGGUGCCGUGGUCCUGCUCAUCUUGGGGCUGAUCCUGGCUGAGGCCUGUUAUAGCCGCCCAAGGGGGCACCCUAGGAGCCUGAAUCCAGCCAUGCAGGGAAGAGAAUCUCCCUGGGGGACAAGUGGCUUCCCCGUGGGGUGCUGAGACACCGGCACAAACCCCCUGCCCCCAAACACCCCUGCCUUAGAGAAUCUUCCCCCACAAACAGCUCUCGACCUGACAGCAGCACCCCAGGAUUGAACCCCCGAUGCCGUGUGUGACGUUGCACUCCAUACAUUUAUGGAAAUAUGCUUAUGAGUGUAACUAUGAUGUAACUGGAAUAUGCUUUAUGCAAAAGGUCUCUUGUAAGGUAUCAUUACAAAGCUUAUGAUCUACUGAGUGUGUUCAUCCUAUUCGUAUGAAUGUAUCUUUCUUGCAUCUAAAACUAGAAAUAUGAAAAGCAAGAGAGAGUCCUGUGGCACCUUUAAGACUAACAGAUGUAUUGGAGCAUGCAUCUGACGCAGU
Messenger RNA from Chrysemys picta bellii (western painted turtle), 2086 nucleotides. NCBI's taxonomy places the organism in Eukaryota, Metazoa, Chordata, Testudines, Emydidae. The record is from RefSeq and is a predicted model, not a curated record.